Metarhizium album ARSEF 1941 is the source of this 828-nucleotide messenger RNA. RefSeq lists its product as uncharacterized. Lineage: Eukaryota; Fungi; Ascomycota; Sordariomycetes; Hypocreales; Clavicipitaceae. The record is from RefSeq and is a predicted model, not a curated record. The coding region runs from base 1 to 828 and encodes 275 amino acids. The transcript has 3 exons.
AUGUCUUACCGUGACAACGACAACUCCAGCUACGGCGGCAACGACGACAGCUAUGGCUCGUCCAACCGCCGUGACAAUGACAGCUACGGCUCUAGAGGCAACACUGAUAGCUACGGCUCUGGUAACAACCAGUCUUCCUUUGGCUCCUCGGGCCGCGACAAAGAUGACAGUUACGGCUCUUCUGGCCGCGGUGGUCGUGGUGACGAUAACAGCUAUGGCUCCUCUGGCCGCAGUGGUCGUGAUGACGAUAACAACUAUGGCUCCUCUGGCCGCAGUGGUCGUGAUGACAAUGAUAACUACGGUUCUGGUAACAAUCAGUCUUCCUUUGGCUCCUCGGGCCGCGACAAAGAUGACAGUUACGGCUCUUCUGGCCGCGGUGGUCGUGAUGACGAUAACAGCUACGGCUCCUCUGGCCGCAGUGGUCGUGAUGACAAUGACAGCUACGGCUCUUCUGGCCGCAGCCGUCGCGACAAUGACAACAGCUAUGGAUCAUCUGGCCGGACCGGAGGCGACGACUCCUAUGGCUCAUCCGGCAACAAGUCUUCAUCUUAUGGCUCCUCUGGGAAUGAUGGCUAUGGCUCCUCUGGUCGUACCGGAGGUAACGACUCAUACGGCUCUUCCGGUAACGACAGCUACGGGUCUUCUGGCCGGACUGGAGGCCGCGAUACAUACGGCUCUUCUGACAACAACGACACCUACGGCUCCAGCCGCCGUGACGAUAGCAGCAGCACCGGCAGCAAGGUCGGCCAGUUCCUCGAGAAGGCCAGUGAUGUCCUUGGUGGCGGCAGCAAGGGCCGAUCCAACGAGGGCCGCGACGACGACUACUAG